Messenger RNA from Ostertagia ostertagi, 1617 nucleotides. NCBI's taxonomy places the organism in Eukaryota, Metazoa, Nematoda, Chromadorea, Rhabditida, Trichostrongylidae. The record is from the annotation of a GenBank genome assembly.
AUGUUUGAAGAAAAUCGAUUAUCGAUUUGUGGUUUCAGCUACCUUUGCCGUACCGAUCCUCGAGAUGUGGCUCGUGUCGAAUCAAAGACCUGGAUGGUCACCAAGGAUAAGUACGACUCUGUAUGUCACACUCCCGAAGGUACUCGACCGAUCAUGGGACAAUGGAUGAGCGAAGAGCAAUUCGGCAAAGAACUCGACGCCAGAUUCCCCGGAUGCAUGGCUGGACGUCCAAUGUACGUUGUACCGUUCUCGAUGGGACCCAUCGGUGGACCAUUGUCGAAGAUCGGAAUCGAACUCACCGACUCAAGCUAUGUGGUGUUGUGCAUGAAGAUCAUGACCCGUAUGGGAGCAAAGGUCCUGGAGACACUCGGCGACGACGACUUUGUCCGCUGUGUCCACUCCGUCGGUCUUCCGCGUCCAGUCAAACAGAAGGUCAUCAACCACUGGCCCUGCAACCCCGACAAGGUUAUGAUCGCUCAUCGACCCGUUGAGAGGGAGAUCUGGUCCUUCGGAUCGGGUUACGGUGGAAACUCGCUUCUCGGAAAGAAAUGCUUCGCACUUCGAAUCGCCUGCAACAUCGGAUACGAUGAGGGAUGGAUGGCCGAGCACAUGCUGAUCAUGGGUAUCACAAAUCCAGAAGGCAAGGAGCGAUUCGUCGCCGCUGCUUUCCCAUCCGCCUGUGGAAAGACGAAUCUCGCUAUGUUGACCCCGUCCUUACCCGGCUUCAAAGUCCGCGUAGUCGGAGACGACAUCGCUUGGAUGAAAUUCGGCGACGACGGACGCUUGUAUGCUAUCAACCCAGAAGCUGGAUUCUUCGGAGUCGCACCAGGCACAUCCAGAAAGACCAACCCUAUGGCUGUGGCAUCGUUCCAGAAGAACUCAAUCUUCACCAAUGUGGCUGAGACUUCUGAUGGAGAAUACUUCUGGGAAGGAUUGGAAAAGGAUCUCAAGGAAGAUAGAAAGAUGACCGAGGAACAACUGCGCCAUCUCGAAAUCACCAACUGGCUCGGUGAGAAAUGGCACAUCGGAGAUGAGGGCUGCCCACCCGAACUCACGUUUCACAGCCCCAGCUGGUCAAUGCCCAAUCAUUCAUCCCAGAUUGGGAAGCUCCACAAGGAGUACCAAUCGAUGCCAUUAUUUUCGGAGGUCGCCGUCCCGAAGGAGUACCCCUCGUAUUCGAGAGUUUCUCAUGGGAACAUGGAAUUCUCGUCGGUGCACUUGUCAAGUCAGAAGCGACAGCUGCCGCUGAACACGUCCGGAAAGCAGGUCCCGAAAAUCUUCCACGUCAACUGGUUCCGUGAGACGAAAGAUCACAAAUUCUUGUGGCCUGGAUUCGGUGAAAACAUCCGUGUACUCGACUGGAUUCUCAGAAGAGUAGAUGGCACCGAGGACAUCGCGGAAGAAACCCCAAUCGGAUACAUUCCCAAACGGGGCAGCAUUAAUCUUGACGGAAUCCCACGUGUCGAUUGGAAUGAACUGAUGUCAAUUCCAAAAGACUACUGGAAGGAGGAUAUUGACGAGAGCAAACACUUCCUUGAAUGCCAGGUCGGUCCCGAUCUUCCAAAACUCAUCGCCGAUCAACUAGAUGCGCUUGAGAAGAGAAUUCAUGCGAUGUAA